UGAGGAUUUUCUCGGGUUUUCAGAGGAAGGGUAGAUAGGCAGGGAGAUUUGAGUGCCUUAUAGUGCAGGGACACAUGCGUCUGGUCUUCAAGAAGCCGGCCACGUAGUGUGGUGCUUGGACCCGGGAGUGAGGCGGCGGCGACGGCCUCGCUCUGCUGUGCAAUUCUGCUUUGCAGUUUCUUUUGGUUAUUUAGGUUGAUUCUGGACAGAAGGUUGCCCUGGUGAUUUUGAAGCAUUUAGGUAGGAAUCACUUGAGGAUGCAGGGUUUAGUUCGAAAACUCCUGCUUGUUCCAAAACAAAAGGACCCGCAAUACCUCGUUAUAAUUGUCGUAUUUUACUGAAGACACGGACGUAAGAGCCUCAAGAAUGUGAAACACUAGGUGUACCACUGUCACACCUUGAUGCGCUAAUUUCUCCUCUUCAGGAUUAUGAGAUGGAUAAGUAUACGUAAUGGUCUAGACCAGUUCCUGCCUGACACAUAGUAGUCAGUCAAUAAAUUCUUUCGUAAAUAUGGCUUUUGUGGUAUAAAUACUUGAUGAUUUUUUGGACCUGACUGGUUUAUAACUUCAGAAGAAACAAUGGAAAGCCAGGAAUUUAUUGUCCUGUAUACUCAUCAAAAGACGAAGAAGGCCAAAGUGUGGCAAGAUGGAACCCUGAAGCUUGGCUCCUCAGGAAACAAGGCAGUUUUACAUGAUGAUAAAGGAGCUUGCUUGGAAAGUCUGUUUCUGAAAUGCCUUGAGGUGAAACCUGGAGAUGACUUAGAAAGUGAUCGCUACUUAAUCACUGUUGAGGAGGUGAAGGUUGCUGGAAGACCAGCUGCUAAACAAGAAGUGGAUAGAGAAGCACCAGGAUGGAGUUCCAGGAGCUUUGCUGGCUGGUCUAGGGGGUGUCAGCCCCCUGGCUUAAAACGGAAAUUUACUGGUUUUCAAGGACCGCGUCAAGUCCCAAAGAAAAUUGUUGUUAUGGAAAAUGGGGACUCAUCUGCAUCCUUUGAGGCUGGCACUACUUUUUCUCUCCCAUGCUACAGCACCCUGCCUUUGUUUCCUACUGUUGGCAGGAAGGAGAUAAGUAACACGCAGACAGCCCCUGACAGCACUGUCAGUGCCCAGAUGGGAGCGGGCCGGGGCCCGGGUUGUCCCACUCGCUCUGAGCCAAGCCCCGGAGUGCCGGGGGAAGAGGAUGCUUCCUGCGCUCUUCUGGGCCCUGGACGCUGGCAUGCAGCCCCUGUGCUGGCCACAGAGCCCACGAGAGGACAUGGCUUGGCCUCUCACUGCCCGAGAGCCUCGAAGCAGCAUAUCAGAAGCCAAUCACAGAUCUUAGCUCUUCUGAAGUCCACACCGGCGACCACGUGUGAGCAUUGGGAUGCUGAGCUGGCAGGACACUCUGGGCAGCUGCAGACCCUGGCUGCACAUGGAGCUGGCCUGGCAGAGCACGCUGAGAUGAUAGACUUAGAGCAGCCCCAUGGCCCGAGGCAGCCGGAAAAUGCCGUUGGAGGCAGAAGCCACUGGGCCGUGUAUUUAUCCCCGCAGGGCUCCCCAGCAGAUUCUAGCAAGGGAACGGAGGACAUGGAAAGGCAAGCAGCAGUGCAGGGAAGUGACAUAUACUUGAAUCUGGAAGACCCUGUGGAACGAGGAAGAAUGCAGGCCUUUGGAAUAUGUGCUGAAAAGGCCCAAAAGCAUCACGCAGACGAGCCAGGGGACAGUAAUGAGUGUUGGCAGCAGGAAGGAAAAUUAGAAACGCCUUCCUUUUGUGGAAGCAGCAGCUUGCUGGUGAGCUGUGCCGGUGCAGGACAGGGUGGGCUGCUCUCAAAAGCUGCUGUUGGUGGAAAUAACAAAGUACCCUUUAGCGGACAGGACCAGGGGUGCACAGGAGAAGCUGCGCAGGCGGUUGAUGCCUGUGGACCCCCAGGACAGGACUGUCCACGCUCAGUGUGGUCUCCGCCAGCCUCGGGACAGUGGCAGGCCAAGUCUUCUCUGAGUCAGGAUUUGAGGACCCCUGAUGACAUCGAGGACAAAGUUUCGGGAAGUGAUGCUGCCAGUGAGAGUCUAGAGAUCAUUGUGGACUCUGGAGGGAACGGCACAGAGCCGUUUUCGGAGGUAACUUUUAACCUGAGCAAUUUUGAGACCAGUGACACAGAGGAGGAAUCGCAGGAAAGCAGCAGCCUCUCCCCAAAUGCAGGGGGCUGGGGAAGGGGGACUCCGGGUAAUGGCAGUUUCUGUGUUCAGAAGCCACACGAGAUUCCAAGCUGUCGAGAAAUUAGCAGUGAACAUUUGCCAUGCUUAAUGUCUGUUGGUGACAAGUGGACAGAGAAAUGCCCUGUUAAGGAGACACUGUCACAGUUUUGUGAUAAAACUUGUGUGGGUUUUGACCCGGGACCUUGUGAAGGUGGAAACCCUGGAGAGGAGGAAGAGAGUGACCCUGUCAGCAGUUCUGACCUGCCCUCUGCAGAGGGGAGCACUGACGGAUGUGUAGACAGCACAGAAGAUGCUAAUGGGUUUCUCCAAAACAUCGCAAGUCAUUCCGAUCUUGCCUCACUCUCUAGUAAAUCUAAAGGAACAAGUGCAGAUUUACCCACUCCUGACUUUUUAAACAUAGUCACUGGUCAGACUCCUAAAAACAGUGAUUUACUUUCCCGUAUACAACCUCAGCCUUUUAUUUCAGGAAGUGAGUUAGAUAAAGAUACUAAGCAGGUUUCCCCACCAGCCUCUGGCCGUGACAGCAGUAUCCAGCUACUUAAUAGCCUUCAGGAUCACUCAGAACGUACUGUGCUUGGUAAGUCUGGUUCCCAAGCUUGCAACUCCUUGCUUAACCUUCAGGAAACAAAGCAGCCUCUUUACAGAGAUACCGAAGUGUAUGUUCCUGAAUGUGACCAUUUGGAGAGGAGUCAGAGUUUAUCCUGUGACCGUAUUGAAGUAGAAGCCGAAAGCAGCACCCAGUCCUGGAGUAAUCCGAGCAACUCUUCAGAACUCUGUGGAGUAGUCAGUAACAUUUCCCUCUUGAAGUCACUGUCUGAACACAGCACUGCUUUAGAGAGUGUGGACUUGCUGAAAAGGGGGAAUGCGGCCUUGCCACAGCAUGGAGCUCCACAGGUAGAAGAGCCAGAGAGCAGGACUGAAGCUAGGAAACCAUUUAUUGUGAUGCCAUUUACUCCUCAUCUGAAGCAGGAUUCUCAACAGACACUAAAAGAAAAUGAAGUUGAACCAAGUGAACCUCUUCAGACUCCACAGCCUGUUGAGUUUCAAGGCCAUCAAGUGACAGGCUCGGCUCGCAGUGUUGUGAUUGUCAGAGGACCCAGCUUGCAGCCAAGAUGUGGUCCAUUUCUGGGCAGCACUGGUCACAAAACUCUCCUGGCAGACGCGCAUAUCCUGCUACCGGAGCUCCCUGGCAUGCAGGUGCAGACCGAGCCCUCAGAGGUGGCCUCCCCAGAGCAGAGGAUUUGUAUGUUGAGCCCUGUUUCUGCUUUUUCUUUGGACCUGGGGCAUGACGACUUCAUGGUGGAAUUCUCUGAAGAGUCCCUGAGAGCAAGAACGCUACCUGGUGACCGCUUUCUUGGCUUGGGAGGAAUUAAACGAUUUACUUCUCUGGAGAAUAAGAACUUACAGAGGCUGAAGAGCGAAGGGCAGGCCCCUCACACUACUUCGCCACCUGCCAAGGGACCACAGGACGCCCCUCCCUCCUGGGCCAGGCCCUGCAGUGCCCUGCAGGAACCCGUGGGGUCUGCUGCCGAUGAAGACCUUAGAGCUCCUCCCUGUGGAGCAGCUCCCUUCCCUGCAGGGUCUGGGGGCGUCUCACUGCUCGGGGACAGAUCCCCGCAGAGCAAGUGGCAGAAGUACCAGAGCCUGACCCCCAGCGCCUCCCGGGCCCAGGACAGCGGGGAUCGGAGCGCCCUCGAGGUGGCCAAUUCUGGGGGCGCGUGCGGCGGGGCCGCGCUCCCGGGCUCCUCAGACCCUGUGCGCGUGCAGAUGCUCAGGGCCGCGCUGCGUGGGCCCCGGGCCCAGGAUUCCCGGCAGGGUGCGCUGUGCUCCAGCCCAAGGCCGACACCCAGGUCGCAGCACGCGCGGUUAGAGUUGGGCAGCCCCGGCCAUGGGGCGCAGGGCUCGCAGGAGAUAAGCAGCUCUGAGUUGUGCUUCCCAAGCGGGGAGAACCUGAAAUCUGCCCUUCCGAAGCGGCAGACUCGAGUGCCUGCGGUGUUUCAGUCCCCCGCCCACUAUCGGCAGACCUUCUCGGCUUGUAUCAUAGAACAUCUGAACAUACUGCUGUUUGGGUUGGCGCAGCGGCUGCACAGAGCUCUCUCGAAGGCUGACAUAACGUUUUAUACAUCGUCCAAAGAGGAGAAACCGAAGAACACAGAAAGCAGCUUGCCGUGCUGCCACCACAGGCAGCCUGCGACCCUGGUCAUGGCCAAAAAGGAAGGGCCGAAUAAGGGUCGUCUGUUUUAUGCAUGCGACAGACCCAAAGCUGAGCAGUGUAAGUUUUUCAAGUGGUUGGAGGAGAUGACACCGGGUGGGGCAACACCGGAAGUGCCUCGCCCCAGCGUGGUUCUGAGUGACCUGAAGAGCCUUGGCGUGUACCUGCGAGGUCAGAGGAUCCCGCUCUACGAGGAGUGCCAGCUUCUGGUCAGGAAAGGAUUUGAUUUUCAGAGAAAACCGUAUGGCAAACUAAAGAAGUUUACUACUAUAAAUCCUGAGUGUUACAGUGAACCCAAAAGCAAGCUUUAUCUUAAGUUGAGUCGGAAGGAAAGUUCUUCAAUCUAUAGCAAAGAUGAUCUCUGGGUAAUUUCAAAAACCUUGGACUUUGCACUGGACACAUUCGUAGCGUGCAGCGCUUUCUUUGGCCCGUCCUCUGCCAACGAGGUGGAGCUUCUGCCUCUGAAGGGCUACUUCCCAUCCCGCUGGCCCACUAACGUUGUGGUCCACGCCCUGUUGGUUUGUAACGCCAGCAGCGAGCUGACGACGCUGAAAAACAUCCAGGAGCACUUUCACCCCGGAACGCUGCCCCUCACGCCGCACCUGUUAGCCAUGUCUGCAGCUCCGACAGUUCGCGACAAGAGAGCCGAUAAGCGAAAGUUCACCCCACCAGCCUUCACCAGCUCACGUGUGACUUGGGCGCCGGAGCCAGAGCGGGAGUGGGCGCUGCGGCUGGCGGAUGAGCUGGGCCGGGCGCACGGGCUGAAUGAGGACCAGGCCGCGGCCCUGAGCCAGGUGGCCCGCAUGCUGGCGGCCCCUGGCGGUGCAGACUGCACCCCUGGCCUCCCCGUCACCCUCAUCCACGGUGUUUUUGGCGCGGGCAAGAGCUAUUUGCUGGCGGUGGUGGUUUUGUUCUUUGUUCGCCUGUUUGAACAGAGCGACCCUCCUGCAGUGGGAAACGCACGGCCAUGGAAACUUCUCAUUUCCUCCUCCACCAAUGUCGCCGUGGACAGAGUGCUUCUGGGGCUUCUCAGUCUUGGAUUUGAAAAGUUUGUCAGGGUUGGGAGCGUUCGGAAGAUAGCCAAGCCGAUUUUGCCAUAUAGCUUGCAUGCUGGCUCCGAGAAUGAGAACGAGCAGCUGAAGGAGCUGCACGCGCUCAUGAAGGAGGACCUGACUCCCACGGAGAGAGUGUGUGUGAGGAGGAGCAUCGAGCAGCACAGACUGGGCACCACCCGGACCCUGCUGAGGCAGGUCCUCGUGGUCGGUGUGACCUGCGCAGCCUGCCCGUUCCCCUGCAUGAGCGACCUGAAGUUCCCGGUGGUGGUGCUGGACGAGUGCAGCCAGAUGACUGAGCCCACCUCCCUGCUUCCCAUCGCACGGUUUGAGUGUGAGAAGCUGAUUCUUGUUGGGGACCCCAAACAACUGCCUCCUACAAUUCAGGGUUCUGAGGCAGCUCAUGAAAAUGGAUUGGAACAGACUCUUUUCGAUCGGCUUUGCUUAAUGGGUCACAAGCCAGUCCCACUGAGAACCCAAUACCGCUGUCACCCUGCUAUCAGUGCUGUCGCUAAUGACCUGUUCUAUGGAGGAAACCUGAGGGACGGUGUGUCGGAAGUGGACAGGGGCCCCUUACUGCACUGGCUGCCUACCCUGUGUUUCUACAAUGUCGCAGGCCAAGAGCAGAUCGAAAGAGAUAACAGCUUUCAUAAUGCGGCUGAAGCUUCCUUUACACUCAAGCUGAUUCAAUCACUGAUUGCAAGUGGCAUCGAGGGAUCUAUGAUUGGGGUGAUAACGUUAUACAAAUCCCAGAUGUACAAGCUCUCUCACUCUCUGAGUGCUGCGGAGUUUGGCCAUCCUGAUUUGAAAACCGUGCAGGUGUCCACAGUGGAUGCUUUCCAAGGGGCGGAAAAGGAGAUCAUUAUUCUGUCCUGCGUCAGGACAAGACACGUAGGGUUCAUUGACUCAGAAACACGAGUGAAUGUCGCACUGACCCGAGGCCGGAGGCAUCUGCUGAUUGUGGGAAAUUUAGCCUGUCUGAGGAGAAAUGGACUGUGGGGACGCGUGAUCCAGCACUGUGAAGGGAGGGAGGAUGGAUUACAGCAGGCCAGCCAGUGUGAGCCACAGCUGAACCGUCUCCUCAAAGAUUAUCUUGAAAAACAAGCAGAAGAAAAACAGAAGAAAAAGAAUGAAAAAGAAAGAUCCAAAGAGAAAUCUCAUUCACAAAACGACAUGGACUAAGAAUUGUAUUUAUGUAAAUUCAGAUUUACUUUGCAUUAUAUAUUUUUUAAUAUUCUCAUUACCACAAAAUACUUGGUAUAGAACAAAAACUCUGUAUCCUAUGAUAUUAAAUAAUGUACUAAAUAAAUGUAUUUAAAAAACCA
Molecule: messenger RNA, 6784 nt
Organism: Chinchilla lanigera (long-tailed chinchilla)
Lineage: Eukaryota; Metazoa; Chordata; Mammalia; Rodentia; Chinchillidae
Gene: Zgrf1
Product: zinc finger, GRF-type containing 1
Exons: 28
Coding region: 579-6641 (2020 amino acids)
Biological process (GO): double-strand break repair
Cellular component (GO): nucleus; site of double-strand break
Molecular function (GO): zinc ion binding; helicase activity
Source: RefSeq, a predicted model, not a curated record